Pteronotus mesoamericanus is the source of this 3251-nucleotide messenger RNA. It is a transcript of the gene LIG4, whose product is annotated as DNA ligase 4. NCBI's taxonomy places the organism in Eukaryota, Metazoa, Chordata, Mammalia, Chiroptera, Mormoopidae. The transcript is spliced from 2 exons. Gene Ontology annotation, biological process: immunoglobulin V(D)J recombination; double-strand break repair via nonhomologous end joining; DNA biosynthetic process. Gene Ontology annotation, molecular function: DNA binding; DNA ligase (ATP) activity; ATP binding. Gene Ontology annotation, cellular component: DNA ligase IV complex; DNA-dependent protein kinase-DNA ligase 4 complex. The record is from RefSeq and is a predicted model, not a curated record. Bases 106 to 2850 code for a protein of 914 amino acids.
GCCCGAGGCAGCUGGCGGGACCGGCUCUUUGGGCUUUGGGUUCCGGCUUGGUGGCGACACGUCAGUACUCGCGUCAGUUGAACCAGAGGAUUCACCGUCGCUUCUAUGGCUGCCUCACAAACCUCACAAACCUCACAAACUGUUGCAUCCCACGUUCCUUUUGCAGAUUUGUGUUCAACUUUAGAACGAAUACAGAGAAGUAAAGGACGUGUAGAUAAAAUCAGAUACUUGAGGGAAUUUUUAGAUUCUUGGAGGAAAUUUCAUGAUGCCCUUCAUAAGAACCAAAAAGAUGUCACAGACUCUUUUUAUCCAGCAAUGAGACUUAUUCUUCCUCAGCUAGAAAGAGAGAGAAUGGCCUAUGGGAUCAAAGAAACUAUGCUUGCUAAGCUUUAUAUUGAAUUGCUCAAUUUACCUAGAGAAGGAAAAGAUGCUCUUAAACUUUUAAAUUACAGAACACCUACUGGAACUCAUGGAGAUGCUGGAGACUUUGCAAUGAUUGCAUACUUUGUGUUAAAACCAAGAUGUUUACAGAAAGGACAAUUAACCAUACAGCAAGUAAACGACAUUUUAGACUCAAUUGCCAGCAAUAAUUCUGCCAGAAGAAAGGACCUAGUAAAGAAGAGUUUUCUUCACCUUAUAAGUAAGUGUUCAGCACUUGAACAAAAGUGGCUUAUACGAAUGAUUGUAAAGGACUUAAAGCUUGGUGUUAGUCAGCAAACCGUGUUUUCUAUUUUUCAUAAUGAUGCUGCUGAGUUGCACAAUGUCACCACAGAUCUAGAAAAAGUUUGCAGGCAACUGCAUGAUCCUUCAGUAGGACUCAGUGAUAUUUCUAUCACUUUAUUCUCUCCCUUUAAACCAAUGCUAGCUGCAAUAGCAGAUAUUGAGCGAAUUGAGAAGGACAUGAAAAACCAGAAUUUCUACAUUGAAACCAAGCUAGAUGGUGAGCGUAUGCAAAUGCACAAAGAUGGUGAUGUAUAUGAAUACUUCUCACGGAAUGGGUAUAAAUAUACAGAACAGUUUGGUGCUUCUCCACAUGAGGGUUCUCUCACACCAUUCAUUCAUAAGGCAUUCAAAACAGAUAUACAAAUUUGUAUCCUGGAUGGUGAGAUGAUGGCCUACAAUCCUAAUACCCAAACUUUUAUGCAAAAGGGGAAUAAGUUUGAUAUUAAAAGAAUGGUAGAAUAUUCAGAGCUGCAGACUUGUUAUUGUGUUUUUGACGUCUUGAUGGUCAAUAAUAAAAAGCUAGGACAUGAAACCCUGAGAAAGAGGUAUGAAAUUCUUAGUAGUAUUUUUACACCAAUACCAGGUAGAAUAGAAGUAGUGCAAAAGACAGAAGCUCAUACUAAUAAAGAAGUAAUUGAGGCUCUGAAUGAAGCAAUAGAUAAAAGAGAAGAGGGAAUCAUGAUAAAACAUCCUCUAUCCAUUUAUAAGCCAGACAAAAGAGGUGAAGGAUGGUUAAAAAUUAAGCCAGAGUAUGUAACUGGACUGAUGGAUGAACUGGACAUCAUAAUUGUUGGGGGCUACUGGGGUAAAGGUUCGCGUGGUGGAAUGAUGUCUCAUUUUUUGUGUGCUGUAGCAGAGAAGCCCCCUUCUCGUGAAAAACCAUCAGUAUUUCAUACUCUUUGUCGUGUUGGCUCAGGUUAUACCAUGAAAGAACUGUAUGAUCUGGGUUUGAAAUUGGCCAAACACUGGAAACCUUUUCAUAAAAAAGCUCCACCAAGUAACAUUUUAUGUGGAACGGAGAAACCAGAAGUGUACAUUGAACCUUGUAAUUCUGUCAUUGUUCAGAUUAAAGCGACAGAGAUUGUUCCCAGUGAUAUGUAUAAAACAGGCUGCACUUUGCGUUUUCCACGAAUUGAGAAGAUAAGAGAAGACAAAGAGUGGCAUGAAUGCAUGACUCUGGAUGACUUAGAACAACUUCGAGGGAAAGCAUCUGGAAAGCUUGCAUCUAAACACUUUUGUGUCAGUAGUAAUGAUGGACCACAAGAAAAAAAACGGAAAGCUGCCCCAAAGAUGAAGAAAGUUAUUGGAAUUAUCGAGCACUUAAAAGCACCUAACCUUUCUAACAUAAACAAAGUUUCCAAUAUAUUUGAAGAUGUGGAGUUUUGUGUUAUGAGUGGAAUAAAUAGCCAUCCAAAGACUGAUCUGGAGAACAGAAUUGCAGAAUUUGGUGGUUAUAUAGUACAAAACCCAGGCCCAGAUACCUACUGCAUUAUUGCAGGGUCUGAGAACAUAAGAGUGAAAAACAUAAUUUCUUCAAAUAAACAUGAUGUUGUCAAGCCUGAGUGGCUGUUAGAAUGUUUUAAGACCAAAAGCUGUGUGCCAUGGAAGCCUUGCUUUAUGAUUCAUAUGUGCCCAUCAACAAAAGAACAUUUUGCCCAUGAAUAUGAUUGUUAUGGUGAUAGUUAUUUUGCUGAUACAGAUUUGAACCAACUGAAGGAAGUAUUCACAGGAAUUAAAAGUCCUGGUGAACAGACUACUGAAGAAAUGGCUUCUGUGAUUGCUGAUUUAGAAUAUCGAUACUUAGGGGACUACUCUCCCCUCAGUAUGUUUCGACACCUCACUAUUUAUUUGGACUUGUAUACUGUUAUUAAUGACCUGAGUAGCAGAAUCGAGGGAACAAGAUUAGCUUUUACAGCCUUAGAGCUUCAAUUUCAUGGAGCAAAAGUAGUUUCUUAUUUAGCUGAGGGAGUAUCUUAUGUAAUCGUUGGGGAGGAUCAUAGUCGUGUAGCAGACUUCAAAGCUUUUCGAAGAACCCUUAAGAGAAAGUUUAAAAUUCUGCAAGAAGGUUGGGUAACUGAUUCAAUAGACAAAUGUGAGUUACAGGAGGAAAAUGAGUAUUUGGUUUAAAGCUCACUUUUCUAGUGAUGAAAGCAUCUGAUUUGGCUGACUCCUAACUGGUGGUAAUGAGAAAAUAAAUUAAACUAAAUUUUAUUUUUAUCUCUGAUAAAUCUGUGCUUGAACAGAAUUGAUACAGAAAAACAAUCUUACAACUUUUGAGAUAAAAAAGACACUGAAUGGCUCAAAGCCAAAAAAGAAAAAAAAAAUUUUGAGCAAUGUAGUAUUUGGUCAUUUUUAUAACCAAGAUGAAAUAAGCAGUUUAAAGAAAAGAUGUUUAUGUAAUAUCCCCAUAGAAUUAUAGACGUUUGAGUCAGAUACUAAUAAAAUAUAUGUAGAAGCUUUUAGAGUCAUAGUGUUGACCUAAAUAGGAUUUUAUCUAAUAAAAGCAUUGUAGGAAAAAAACAGAAUUA